AUGAAGUACAGAACACGUGCGAUACAGAGGCGUAGCAUUGGAUGCGGACCCGGGACCGCGGCGCGGGCGAACUCUGCGCUUACGCGGCGACAGCGGCGGCAGGUAACAGCAGGUGCCGGAUGGACGUCCGCGCGGCUCGGCGUCGCGACGGGCACUGAGCCUCCUCCAGCACGGCCGCCUCCAGCUCCAGCUCCGGCGGUCCCACGCGCAGCUACUGUAUACCUGUCUGACGCCCGGCAACGCAGCAGCAGAUUAGGCCGCCUCUCUGCUUUCACGCGCCGGCGGGCGCCGAAGCGCGGUGCACCUUGUCGCACCCACACCGCCCUGCAGUGCUAUCGCUCUCCGGGCGACGCUGCAGUCCACGGGCAGACAAUAACUUUAACAGUGCAGGCGGCCUCUAGCAGUGACGGCGCGCUGGCUCGUACAGCCGGUUCGUUUCCCGCUGCGGCUCCAGCGGUAGCACUUCAGGAUAUGUUGAACUAG
Messenger RNA from Schistocerca serialis cubense, 483 nucleotides. RefSeq lists its product as uncharacterized. The record is from RefSeq and is a predicted model, not a curated record. Lineage: Eukaryota; Metazoa; Arthropoda; Insecta; Orthoptera; Acrididae. Bases 1 to 483 code for a protein of 160 amino acids. The transcript has a single exon.